Alternaria rosae is the source of this 449-nucleotide messenger RNA. RefSeq lists its product as uncharacterized. NCBI's taxonomy places the organism in Eukaryota, Fungi, Ascomycota, Dothideomycetes, Pleosporales, Pleosporaceae. The transcript has a single exon. The record is from RefSeq and is a predicted model, not a curated record. Bases 100 to 330 code for a protein of 76 amino acids.
CGCAUUUCAAAAGCCAUUCGAAGCAUUUGCGACGCCGCUUCUGUGUCUUGCCUCUAAAGUCCCAUUACAAGCGCUUAGUUCCGGGAAACCCUCUCCAUCAUGGCAAAAGACGCGACGCUAUCGAAGACUUGUGAUCAGCACCAGUCUCUCAUCUUCUGCCUGCCACGAGAACUGCGAGAUGAAAUCUAUGACUACUAUACGCAUCAAGAGCAAGGGUAUAUCUACGAUCCAUCGGCUCAAAAGUUUCGGCUAGAUAAUGUACAAAAGAUCGAUGUCGCGUUGAUCAACACCUGCAAAAGAGUGACAAUAAAGAUAGACGGGUUGGCGUAGGAAUCAAACACGCUCCGAUUCAAGGUCCUUCCGCAGAUUCCUGGCGCCACGACUUCAAGCUCUGUAACCUCGUUGUAACGCCAUCUCCUGGAAGGGCGGAAUUACUGUCUCCAUAUAAU